This is a messenger RNA of Trichoplax adhaerens, 3798 nucleotides long. RefSeq lists its product as uncharacterized. Gene Ontology annotation, molecular function: protein binding. Bases 1 to 3798 code for a protein of 1265 amino acids. Gene Ontology annotation, cellular component: kinesin complex. NCBI's taxonomy places the organism in Eukaryota, Metazoa, Placozoa, Uniplacotomia, Trichoplacea, Trichoplacidae. The record is from RefSeq and is a predicted model, not a curated record. The transcript has a single exon.
AUGGAGAAUCAACCGAUCAAGUUUACUAUCCCUGAGGAUAUAAUAUCUGUAUUCAAUAAAGGUUUCGUUAAUCACCAAUCUGGCAAUCUUAGUGAAGCGUUAUCUUACUAUACACAAGCCUUGGAUAAAAUUCAGACGAUAUCCCAAAGUACAAGUGAUGCUGAUCUUGAUCGACUUCAAUGCAACAUUUAUCUACUUACUGUGGAUAUAUACAUAAAGCGAAGUGAAUGCAUAAAAGCAGAAAAAUUCCGUAAAAAAGCACAAGAACUAGCUGAAAAGCUACAGGAAGAAUUAUUAAUUGCUCAAUGCUUAGACAAGCAAGGUGGUAUUAAGCAAUUACGAGGAGGCGGGAAUGGGGCAGUGGAAGAUCAAAUGAAAUUUCAGGAUUUAAUAUUAAAUUUGUUAGACAAGGAGGGUGUAGAUACCGAGAAUUUUUUGUAUGUAGAUUUUACUGAUUCUCAAAGCAUAGCCAAGGUUCUUCCUAUGCUUGAGAAGGAACUCAAAACUGAAUUAUCAGUUUCUGGUCGCAAUCAUCUCGAUAUCAUCAAGUCAUGCAGUAGCCUAGGGGAUAUCUACCAGUGUCAGGACAAGAGUGAAGAGGCCAUUUCUAUGUAUGAGAAAUCACUCAAAAUUCAGGUAUCAGUUCUUGGUUAUAAUCAUCCUGACGUGGCAACGUCGUAUGAUAGUCUAGGAAACGUCUACUUUAGCCAGAACAAUUGGGAUAAGGCGAUUUCUAUGUUUGAGAAGUCACUCCAAAUUCGAUUGUCAGCCCUUGGUCAGACUCAUCCUGAUGUUGCCAAAUCAUACAACAACUUAGGAAAGAUCUACCAAAGUCAAAAGAAGUACAAAGUUGCUAUAUCUUUGUAUAAGAAAUCACUCAAAAUUAAAUUGUCAGCCCUUGGUGAUAACCAUCUUGAUGUUGCUGCAUCAUAUGACAAUCUCGGAAUUGUGUAUGGCGAUCAAGGUAAGCAUAAAGAAGCCAUAUCUAUGCUCGAGAAGUCGCUCAAAAUUCGAUUAUCAGCCCUUGGCCAUAAUCAUCCUGACGUUACUCAGUCUUAUAACAAUAUUGGUACUAUCUACAGAAAGCAAGGCAAGCUUGAAGAAGCUAUUUCUAUGCUCGAGAAGUCGCUCAAAAUUCGAUUAUCAGCCCACGGCCAUAAUCAUCCUGAUGUUGCUGCAUCAUAUUAUAACUUAGGAUGGGUCUACUGUGAUCAAAACAAGUAUGAAAAAGCUAUUUCUGUGUUCGAGGAAUCUCUCAAAAUUCGACUAUCAGUCUAUGAUCACAAUCAUCCUGAUGUUGCUAGAUCAUAUAAUAGCAUAGGCAUUGUGUAUAGAAAUCAGAACAAGCAUGAAGAGGCUAUUUCUAUGUAUGAGAAGUCACUUAAAAUUUAUCUGUCUACUCUUGGUAGUAAUCACCUAGAUGUUGCUGCAUUAUACAAUAAUAUUGGAAAUAUCUAUUACAAUCAGGGCAAGUAUGAAGAUGCUAUUUCUAUGUACGAGAAAUCACACAAAAUUAAUUUAUCUGUCUUUGGUCACGAGCAUGACGAUGUAGCUAAGUCAUAUAACAACAUGGCAGUUGUAUAUCAGGAGCAGGGCAAACAUGAAAAGGCUAUUUCUAUGCACAACAAGUCACUCAAAAUUCAAUUGUCAGUCUUUGGUCACAAUCAUUCCGAUGUUGCCAUGUCAUAUAACAACUUAGGGCAAGUUUAUUCCAUUCAAAAGAAGUAUGAAGAAGCCAUUGAGAUGUUUAAAAGGUCACUUAAAAUUCAAUUGUCAGUCCUUGGUGACAAGCAUCCUCAUGUUGCAAUAUCAUACAAAAAUCUGGGAAAUGCCUAUGCUCAUCUAUGCAAAUCUGAAGAUGCUAUUACUAUGUAUGAGAGGGCACUUAAAAUUCAAUUAUCAGUCCUUGAUCAUAGUCAUCCCGAUAUUGCCAAUUCAUAUAGUAACAUGGGGCAUGUUUUUUUUCAUCAGAGAAAGUUCGAAGAGGCUAUUUCUCUGUAUGAAAAGUCACUCAAAAUUCAAUCAUCAGUCUCUAGUAAUCCCCACUUAGCUGAAUCAUACAAUGAGAUGGGAAACGUCUAUUUUCGUCAGGGUAAGCAUGACGAUGCUAUUUCAAUGUAUAAGAAAUCAUUCAAAAUUCGAUUAUCAGUCCUUGGCCACAAUCACCCUGAAGUUGCAAAAUUAUAUAGCAAUAUAGGAAUGGUAUAUAGCGAUCAAGGUAAACAUAAAGAAGCCAUUUCUAUGUAUAAACAAUCGCUAAAGAUUCGUUCGUCAGUCUUUGGCGAAGAUAAUAUCGAAGUUGCUAAUUCAUUCAGCAAUCUAGCUGAUGAGUAUGCUAAACAAGAAAGUCACGAAGAGGCUAUUUCCAUGUACGAAAAGUUACUCAAUAUUCAAUUAUCAGUCCUCGGUCACGAUCAUCCCCAAAUUGCUGAUUCGUAUAUCAAUUUAGGGAACGAGCAUUUUAAACAAGGCAAGCAUGAAGAAGCUAUUACGAUGUAUGAGAAGUCACUCAGAAUUGAAUUAUUAGUCCAUAAAGGCGAUCAUCCCCAUAUCGCUGAUAUAAAGGACAAUAUGGGAAUUGUUUAUGCUAUUCAGAAUAAGCAUGAAGAGGCUAUUUCUAUGCAUAAGAAGGCACUUAAAAUUCGAUUGUCAACCCUUGGUCAUAAUCAUCCAAAAGUGGCUAUGUCAUAUAGCAGAAUAGGAACUGCAUAUAUGAAUCAAGGAAAUUGUGAACAGGCAAUUUCUAUGUAUAAGAAGUCACUCGAAGUAAAAUUAUCUGUUCUUGAUGACAAUCAUCCCGAUAUGGCUAGAUCAUAUAAGGACUUAGGAAAUGCCUAUUUUAAGCAGGGCAAGCAUGAAAAGGCUAUUUCUAUGUAUGAAAAGUCGCUCAAAAUCCAUAAGUCCACUUUAGGUGAUAAUCACACUGAUGUCGCCCAAUCAUAUAGUGAGAUAGGAAAUAUUUACUAUGCUCAACGUAAGUAUGAAGAAGCCUUUUCUAAUUACGAGAAGUCACUUAAAAUUCAAAUAUUAGUCACAGACUGCGAUGAUCACAAUCUUGCUAUGGCAUAUAAUAAUAUUGGGCUUAGCCUUUACGAGUUAGAAAAGGAUGAUGAAGCUAUUUCUAUGCAUGAGAAAUCGCUCAAAAUUAGGUUGUCACUUUUUGGUCACAAUCAUCACCAAGUUGCCCAUUCAUAUAGUAGUUUAGGAAUCUGCUAUAGAAGACAGGGUAAAUAUAAAGAAGCUAUUUCUAUGCAUAAGAAAUCACUUGAAAUUAGAUUGUCAGUCCAAGGUCAUAAUCAUCCCGAUCUUGUCAUGACAUAUGUCAACAUCGGAAAUGUCUAUCUUGACCAAGGAAAGUAUGAGGAGAGUAUAUCUAUGUAUAAGAAUUCACUCAAAAUUCAAUUGUCAAUCCUUGGUGAUAAUCAUUCUGAUCUUGCUGCAAUAUAUAAUAACAUGGGAAACGCCUAUUUUAAGCAAGGUAAACUUAAAGAGGCCAUUUCUACAUAUAAGAAGUUACUCAAAGUUCAAUGUUCAUUCCUUGGUCACAAUCAUCCUUCUAUUGCUGACUCAUAUAGUAAUCUAGGAGCUAUAUAUUGUGACCAAAAGAAUCAUGAAGAGGCUAUUUCUAUGUUUAAGAAAUCACUUAGAAUUCGACGAUUGGUCCUUGAUCAUAACCAUCCAGCAAUUGCAAGUUUAUACUUCGCCAUUGGACAGCUUUAUGAAGAUCAAGGUAAGCACGAGGAAGCUGCUUUAAUGCAUGAGAAAUUUUUCGAAAUUUUAUCAUCAGAAACAUUCUAA